UACUCUCUCUUCUUCAUCAACCACACACUCAUUCUUAAUUACUUUACAUUUUCUUCUUCAUUAUCAACAUAUUUAUAACAAUCAUGGCCGUCUUCACUUUUGAGGAUGAAAUCACCUCCACCGUGCCCCCUGCCAAGCUUUACAAUGCUUUGAAGGAUGCCGACUCCAUCACCCCUAAGAUUAUUGAUGACGUCAAGAGUGUUGAAAUCGUUGAGGGAAACGGUGGUCCUGGAACCAUCAAGAAACUCACCAUUGUCGAGGGUGGGGAAUCCAAGUUUAUCUUGCACAAGGUGGAGGCAAUAGAUGAGGCCAACUAUGCAUACAACUACAGCGUUGUUGGAGGAGUGGCUCUGCCUUCCACGGCGGAGAAGAUAACAUUUGAGACAAAGCUGGUUGAAGGACCCAACGGAGGAUCCAUUGGGAAGCUGACUCUCAAGUACCACUCCAAAGGAGAUGCAAAGCCAGAUGAGGAAGAGUUGAAGAAGGGUAAGGCCAAGGGUGAAGGUCUCUUCAGGGCUAUUGAGGGUUACGUCUUGGCCAACCCUGCUCUCUAUUGAUUACAACAACAUCAUCAAUAAUUCUGUGUCGUUCAAUGUUGCAUGUUUCUUGUGCCAACCAAAUUUGUGUGCUUGAUUUCUAAUAAGCAUGCCCUCUUUAUUAUUAUUAUUUUUUUUUUUACUUUCCUUCCUGUGUGGCAUCGCAUAGUAAAAUUUGAGUCUUUGUAUCCCACUUCAUCAAUAUAAAAAGUUAGUACGUUUUUUUUUUUUGAA
Arachis stenosperma is the source of this 770-nucleotide messenger RNA. Its product is annotated as pathogenesis-related protein 2-like. Gene Ontology annotation, molecular function: signaling receptor activity; protein phosphatase inhibitor activity; abscisic acid binding. The record is from RefSeq and is a predicted model, not a curated record. Gene Ontology annotation, biological process: defense response; abscisic acid-activated signaling pathway. NCBI's taxonomy places the organism in Eukaryota, Viridiplantae, Streptophyta, Magnoliopsida, Fabales, Fabaceae. Gene Ontology annotation, cellular component: nucleus; cytoplasm. The transcript has 2 exons. The coding region runs from base 84 to 557 and encodes 157 amino acids.